AAACGAUACUAGGUGAGAAAGGUGACGUCAGUGCACCAAAAGGUGGUGGCUAAGGUGAAAAUGAAAAACGGGAACCGUGCCAACCAGAAAGUAAACAGACAGGGUGAUGUGUGUGUGUUUUACAAGGUGGCUGCACACACUCAGGAAAGCUCCCUUACAUUAAACUGAACACAGUUUAAAUGGGUCAAAAUACACGUGUGUGGUGUAGUGUGAGAUGGAAGUUCCUGCGUAAAAGGUGUGUAAAUAAAUCUCAUCAUGGUGCCUUCACGUCUGGCUCGAAAGCGAAGUUCCUCUGGACUUUUCUAAACCUGGCACCGUGGGGGAAAUUCAAAUGACUGUCGCAUAAAAGUCACAACUCGAGGAGUCGUCUUUCACUCUGGAAACUGAUGCAAAGAUGAAGUUUUGUGUUUUCAUCACCGUCUGUGUAAUUCUACAAACCAGUCACCAAAACCCUAUAAGAAGGUGGACUAUACUGCCUCAUGUUUUGAUUGCAGAGGUGGAUGGCACUAAGGGCUGGCUGCCUCUGAGCUGCCUGCAGCUAGAGGAGCUGACAAGAAGAGGCAACGAGAGUCUGGAUAUUUUUUGGAAGAAUAACGGAGAGAGUGAAGCCCAAAGGGGAAACGUGUAUCAGGUGCGGCUGCUGGAAAGACAAGGAGGGGGCAACUACACCUGCCACAGCAGGGACGGCUCUCUUCUUAAUUACACCGAGGUCCUGAUCCAAGAAGAGAAAACUAUGAAGAGGAAGAUUCUUGUGAAAACUGGCAAUGAUUAUUUGAAGUGCUCUGCUCAAAAUUACAAUGGGGAGUUAAGCUGCUCUUGGACCUGGCACCACAAUCGAGUUGGCACAGUGCUGUUUAUCAGAGCUCAACGUGCUUAUAACAACAAUAACACCCAGUGCUCUGUGGACACCAGGGGUCAGCACUGGAGCUGCUCCUCACUUCACAGUAAGUUCAGAUGUUCAGUGGACCAGAGUGGAAACAGCAUCUCCUGCCUGGACGAGCAGCACUGCCCCUACGCUGAGGAGAGCCAGCAGAUUCACAUCACAGUUUACGUGAAGACCAAGCACUUCCUGGUGGAGAACUACUCCAGACAGUUUUACUUGUCAAGGAUCGUGAAACCUGACAAGGUGCAAAUCAACAAAGUGAACACCACCAUGAUAGAGUGGAGUUACCCGAGCUCCUGGAGCAGUCCCUUCUCCUACUUCCCCCUCACUUUCCAGGUCGCACAGUUCAAGAGGGAAUGUAAGAGUUGUGUUAACCCUUGCACUGACUCACAAGCCACAAGGAUCAUGACUGUUCAAUCUACAGGUAUGUGUCAGUUUAAGGUCAAGCACAGGUCAAAGGACGUCUGUGUCCGAGCUAAGGAUGCUCUCUGUGACUCACAAUGGAGUGAGUGGAGCCACUUGAGAUUAAAGAUAAAGAAGAAGAACAAAAAGAACAAGAAACAUGUGUAACAGAGGACUGAGAAUCCCAAAACUGGACAUCUCAUAAACAGUUUUUUAUUAUUUGCUUUUUUUUUU
Messenger RNA from Notolabrus celidotus (New Zealand spotty), 1519 nucleotides. It is a transcript of the gene il12ba, whose product is annotated as interleukin 12Ba. The transcript is spliced from 10 exons. Gene Ontology annotation, molecular function: protein binding. NCBI's taxonomy places the organism in Eukaryota, Metazoa, Chordata, Actinopteri, Labriformes, Labridae. The coding region runs from base 395 to 1453 and encodes 352 amino acids. The record is from RefSeq and is a predicted model, not a curated record.